ACUAUCAGAGAAGAACCAAAACAACAGUAGGAGAAACAACACGUGAGAAAGUGAGUGAAUGCAUAGCUCUGAAGGGUAUGAGUGCCGCCACAUCCCGCGCCGCCCCAGGGGGCAUCAAGGUGGAUCUCAGUGGAAAAAAGGCCAAAAAAAUCCUGGCUCAGAAGUGGAACAAGAAGAAACGACCCAAAAAAACUGUAUUGGAGGGCCAGGAGAUUUCUCAGUUAGAAAUCAAAGUGAAGAGGAAACUCGAUGCCCAAUCUGUCCAGACCUUUUUGGACCUGCCCAUAUCUCGUUUGACCACCAAAGGCCUCAAGGAUUCGGGUUUCACCCGGCCCACCGCCAUUCAGACCCAAUCGCUCCUGUAUUCUUUGGGCGGGCAGGACGUUUUGGGUGCCUCCAAAACGGGUUCAGGCAAGACUUUGGCCUUUCUCAUCCCGCUCAUUGAGAAACUCUAUCGGCUCAAAUGGACGAAAAUGGAUGGAUUGGGCGCUUUGGUCAUCACACCCACCCGCGAAUUGGCCUAUCAAAUCUUUGAGCAAUUGCGCGAUGUGGGCCGACAUCACGAUUUCUCGGCCGGUUUGGUGAUUGGCGGCAAGGAUCUUCAUUUCGAAUCGCGGCGAAUGGGCGAGUGCAACAUUGUGAUUUGCACGCCUGGACGCCUUCUGCAACACAUGGACGAGAAUCCUCAAUUCGAUGCCAGUACUAUGAAGAUGUUGGUACUAGAUGAAGCUGAUCGUUGCUUGGAGAUGGGAUUUGCCGAUCAAAUGAACGCCAUAGUCAAUAACUUGCCUCUGGAUCGGCAAACCCUGCUAUUUUCCGCCACCCAAACCCGAUCCAUCAAAGAUUUGGCACGUUUGAGUCUGCAGAAUCCAGUGUUCGUCUCUGUGCAUGAGCACUCGGCCAAAGCCACGCCGGAUCAGCUUCAGGAAUAUUACAUUGUGUGUGAUUUGGCCCAAAAGAUGAGUAUGUUGUGGUCGUUUGUGAAGAACAACGCGCGGAAGAAGAUCCUGGUGUUUGUGCAAUGCUGUAAACAAGCCAAAUACUUCACGGAGCUCUUCCGAAGGCUCCGAUCACCCACCCAGAUCACGGCUUUGUACGGCACUUUGAAUCAAUUAAGACGCAUGGCCAUUUACAAAGAAUUCUGUGAAGCCGAGCGCGGGGUGCUCAUUGCCACUGAUAUCGCAGCUCGAGGCCUAGAUUUUCCUACGGUGGAUUGGGUACUUCAACUCGAUUGUCCAGAGGAUUGGAAAAUUUAUAACCACAGAGUGGGACGCACGGCUCGAAAUGCGGCCACUGGAUCAGCCCUACUCGUCCUCAUGCCUUCGGAAGAGGAAUCAAUGAUGAAGCAAUUGCGGGCCCAUAAAUUUACGAUUGUUAGGGAGGAGGUAAAUCCUCACAAACUGCUAAAUAUACAAAGGAAGAUUCAGGCCAAUUUGGCCAGCGACACCGAGUUGAAAGAGACGGCGAAAAGAGCUUUCCAGCACUACAUUAAGUCGAUUUACUUGAUGAAGGAUAAGACCGUGUUUGAUGUGUUUGCUUUGGAUGUGGACGCAUUUGCAGUCUCCCUGGGUUUGGCAGCAGCUCCGCGAAUCCCUUUCUUAGAGAAGCAUAUGCGGAUCCAGGCAGCCAAACGAAGGAAAGAGAAGCUCCAAGAAACUCAAACUGAAGAAUCUGUGGAUAAUAUUCCUCAAAGCAAAGAGAAAGAUAAAAUGCGUCUAAUGGACUCGUCUGAAGAUGAGGACGGCGAAGAUGUAAUUACCAUGAAACGAAAGGAUCACGCCAUUGGAAAUAAUGAUUCAGAGGAUGACGGACACGACCUUCUGCCCCUCUUGGGCCGAGGAUCGUCCAAGGUGGUGACAAAGGCUGCUGCCGUCAAGAAGGCGUUGAAGAAGAACAUCCAGUUGAAUCAAAAAGUCAAAUUUGAUGACGAUGGUGGGGCCCAUGAGGAUGAUCCAGCUAUUCAACCCAAAGCCUCCAAAGAGGGUCAAUUGUACGAAGGAAACGAGUCCUCGGAGAAACCAGGCGGUGGCAUUGAUAUUGAAAAGGCAAAAAUGGUCUUGAAAGCCGAGGACGCAUUCGAUCGAAAGACCGAACGCGCUAGAAUCAAGGAAGUACACAAGGAAAAGAAGAGGAAAGAAAAGGAAUUAAAGAACAAACGGAGGAAAGAGCAAGAGGGUGAGGCGGGCGAAGAUCAGGAUUCAGAAGAAGAAGACGAGGAUGUUGAAGACGAAGAGGAGGAAGAUGGUAAAGAGCCUAAUUUGGAUUGGUUGCCCGAUCCAGAUGAGAUCUACGGCAAGAAGAAAUCAGAGUCCAGUGAUUCCGAGGGCGAAGAGGAUUCCUCGUCCGAAGAUGAAAGUGGAUCCAAACGGAAAUGGAAGCCGCCGAAGAAGCCCAAAACUGAUCCUUCAAAGAGAGCCCGAGUGGACUGGGAAGAGAGCAGCGACGACGAAGAUCUCGAACAAUUACAUGAUAAUGAGGCUCUGGCUCUCCAACUCCUUGGUAAUUGAAUAAUAUGUAUUCCAACACGAAAAAAUAUAUGAGAAAAAGAACCAACCACUCAGAGUUUGAAUUUACUGGCCUUAGAGCUGGCCUUGUUCUUCUGCUUUUGCGACUCCUCCUUGGCCCGUUUAACCACGUUAUGGGUCUCCUCCUGCAAUUGAUUGAAGAAGGCCGACGAGGACUUAACCCCUUUGGCCUGACCCUUGUCUUUCAAACUUGUUAUUUCGCCCUUCUUCUCGGCCCUCUGCAGCUCCUUCUUCAUCUUCUCCUUGCUAUAUUUAUUCCCCAACCCAGGAUUGAGCUUGUUAACCAGCUUCUCGCGCUGUUCUUUGUCCUUGCGAAUGGCCCUUUGCUUGGUCUUCUUCUUCCUUCGCUCACGUUUCCGAUCCGUCUCUGUUUUCUCUGUGGCGUCCAAUUCCAGUUCUCUUUUGCCGCCCUUUUCAAGCAUUUCUUGUGGCGCUAAAAGAGCGGCGUCGCUAUGCGAAAUUGGCGCCACUUCUUCGAUGGCAAUCGCCGGAACGUUUUUGACGAUUUUCACGUCAGUGUUCACAUUUUGUGGUGUGUAGUGGAAGUGGGUCAGGGUGUUGAGUUUGGCAAAGAGUGCGUGCAUGCUAGCCUUGAUGGCUUCGACUUCCUUGGGAUCAUCUUCAUCCUCGCGAUCAAGCACGCCUGAGGUCUUAUCGGCGUUCUCGAGAUCAGACUUUUUCUUGAGAUAGUCUUGCUCAUAGACUUCGGCUAGACUGAGUUUGCUCUUCUCUUGAUCUAAAACCAGACGCUUCUUGUAUUCGUAAGGGUCUUCGACGGGUUUUAUUUUUCUCUCCACGUCGUCCCAGGCUUUAUCUUUGAUUCUGCGGAGAAUUAUAUCCUCUAAACGCUUGGACACGGCCUCGGUUAUGAUGGGAGCUUGCUUGGCUACGGUUUCGUAAUCCAGGUGUUCUUGGAGAAGGGAAUUUUCAGGCCGUGCAGGACCCGCGAUCUCGCCCUUCAAUUGCCAAGGUUUGUCGGUUGAAACCGCUUCAGCUUCAAGUUUCUUGGCUCGUCCUCGUUUAGGUCUCCUUGAGGUGUGUCUCCAGACCCAAAAUAUCCUUGAAAAUUGGUUUGCUCCUCUUCACUGUUGCCACCCACAUCAUCAAAUAGGUCAAUCCCAUCGUCAUCAUCAUCAUCAUCAUCGUUUUCCAAGCCUCUUUCCUCUCGCAUGCGUCUACGGUCUUCUUUUUGGUCUUCCUGGUCCAGAAAGGACGCCAUGUCGUUCAGCUUGAAAAAAUCAUCAUCCACUUCAGUCUUUUUUUGUCGAAUUGAGCUCAUGGCCUUGGCCAAAUAGUCA
Molecule: messenger RNA, 3823 nt
Organism: Tigriopus californicus
Lineage: Eukaryota; Metazoa; Arthropoda; Copepoda; Harpacticoida; Harpacticidae
Product: probable ATP-dependent RNA helicase DDX10
Biological process (GO): rRNA processing
Cellular component (GO): nucleus
Molecular function (GO): RNA helicase activity; nucleic acid binding; ATP binding
Source: RefSeq, a predicted model, not a curated record